Messenger RNA from Misgurnus anguillicaudatus (oriental weatherfish), 2349 nucleotides. NCBI's taxonomy places the organism in Eukaryota, Metazoa, Chordata, Actinopteri, Cypriniformes, Cobitidae. The record is from RefSeq and is a predicted model, not a curated record.
AAAAAAUGAUUCUUGCCAGUAAUUGAUAUUAAGCAAACAAUCCAAAUAUAAUAUAUUUGAAAAAAUGUCAAAUAAAUUUUAUCUUUCUGAAGUGCUCUUACACUACAUGAAUGUUAUGUAUUUAAGAGCAACCUGAUCAAUUUACAUAAAACAUACUUAAUUGGUUACAAUAAGGCGCUGUGUGAUGUGUUGCGCAUGCGCCUUGAUUAACUGAACUUCCGGUGGUGCCAGACGACAUGUGGACGACGGCGCGUUUCUGAUUCAGUAGCAAGGAACAUAUUUGAAUUAUUCCUACAAGGUAAGAUAUUUUAUAUAUCUAUAAAUGAUUCGACUUUAUUAUUAUUUAUUACUGGUAAUCAUUUAAUCGAUGCUUGAUGUAAUUAAACUGUAACGUUAUAUUUUUCGGAUUCCCCAUUUUAAAACGAGUAACUGUUAAGUAAACUCUUUUUUUCAAGACGUAAUGUUACUGUCGAUUGACUGUCUAUUACAGUAUUUAUGUAUCUAGGCAGGUACGCAUAUAUGAUUAAAAAAUGUAUAACUUACUAAACAUUUAAGCUUCGUUGUAUCGAUGUUUUUUUGCAUUAUGCCAAAACAUUGCACACACGAAACGCAGUAAAACGAUCGUAUAAAAGAGUUGAAUGUAUUUGAAAGUAUAUACCAUAUCUUGUUGAAACAAAUCUCUUAUAAAAUACUUUAAGAUGUACAGUCCGCUGUGUGCUUCGUUUUAACAAAUUCCAGAGGUUGCGUUAGACUUCUAUGGUCAUAAAAGUUCCGUCAUAAUUACUUUAACUAACCCUUUAUUUUCAUUUUCAUAUCAAGUCGUUUGACUGAUCCUUAAUGACACAGAAGUACCGCGAGAGCGAUUUGAGAGUUGUGCUCUUUUACAGCUGUCUCGCGGUACUUGACGUCAUAAGAUGAUGGUUCUGCGCAUCGCUGGUUAACGCCACCACUGAGCUUUGUCAUCUCGACGUACUUGUUAGAAAUAUCCUUUGCACGUAUUCAGAACUUUUCUGAAGGACGUAAUUGAGCGCAUUCGCGUUAUCUGCAUGCAAACAUGUUCAGGAUUUUGCGUUUAAACAAGUCCUUGAAGUGGGGAAUCCACGACUCCAUUAAGUGAAACAUGCGUUCUUUUAAUGCUGUGUACAAGAAAUCUAAUAUGUCGUUUUACUAUUGCAGAGACCCCAUUAGUGUCAUUUUUCCAGCAUAUUUUGACGACGUUUGGGACAAUCACUUACUUAAGAUACCCCCUUAGUGUCAUUAUUCCAGCAUAUUUUGACUACGUUUGGGACAAUCACUCACUUAAGAGACCUCAUUAGUGACAACCAGCACAUUUUGACUCAACAUUGGAGGACGUCGAAUGGUUACUCUGAAGAGGCACAUCCUCAUAUAAGAUAACGAGAAAACAUGUCAAGUCCGGUCAAUCUGAGGAUUGUUGUUGGUGGGGAUGGUGAUGCAAGAAAACUUACACUUAAGAAUGGGAUACCAACAUCUCUGAAAGAGCUUGUCCAUGAGAUAAUGACUUUUUUUGGGAUUAAGCAGAAGUUCAGGCUUCAGUUCAAAGAUAAGGACUUUGGAAAUGAAUAUAUGAAUCUCAUGUCUACCAGUGAAAUUGAAGAUAAGGAUACCCUUAAACUGAUUUUUCUAUCAACUGAUGACUCUAAUAACAGCAUGCAAGAACCUGAGCCUGAUGCACCUUCCUGUUCUACCAUUCAUGUUCCUUCACCCAGUUCAUCAUGUUCCUCUGAUACUGCUGACAUGAGAGAUGCUAGCCUUUGUGCUAUGGACUCAGUCGAAGAAGUCAACUUGUCUGAUGACUCGGUUUGCAGCAAUGCUGAGACUGUCAUGGUCACGUCUCCUGAGUCUAGAACCAGUUCUUGGCCUCAGGUUUUUGUAGUUCCUCGUUUUUCAUGUUCUGCUGAAAUUCAGCUUCAGAGAGCUGGUACAGAGUUCAGCAGUAGCGGAAUGCUACUUAUUCCACCACCAAAACUAAGAUCGGACAUUCUUGAAGCAAUGGCUGAGGAGGUCUUUAGGUAUGCCGCAUAUCCCACUGAUAGUCAGCUUGAUCAGGCAGCUGAAGCCCUGAUAACUGCCCACCCUUGUUUAAGGGAAAAAGGAACUCGCACUGGCCGAGAAGGAUGGAAACACUACCUCAAGAUAAAGAUGGCUAACUUUCGUUCAAAACUCAGCAAGAUUGGACACCCUGAAAUUACAGUGAAUUCUCUUAAGAACAAGCGUAAAGGUCAGGGUAAAGCAGCAUCAAAUAUCAAAAAGCCAAGAAAAGCUGAGGUAAACUUCCUUCCUUGCCUUCCAAAAGGAGAAACAGCAGAGAGUAUGGAGAGGGAAAAGUAA